This is a messenger RNA of Oreochromis niloticus (Nile tilapia), 2004 nucleotides long. It is a transcript of the gene spns3, whose product is annotated as SPNS lysolipid transporter 3, sphingosine-1-phosphate (putative). The record is from RefSeq and is a predicted model, not a curated record. NCBI's taxonomy places the organism in Eukaryota, Metazoa, Chordata, Actinopteri, Cichliformes, Cichlidae. Gene Ontology annotation, biological process: transmembrane transport. The transcript is spliced from 13 exons. Gene Ontology annotation, molecular function: transmembrane transporter activity. The coding region runs from base 163 to 1680 and encodes 505 amino acids. Gene Ontology annotation, cellular component: membrane.
CAAAACUGAGGUCCCUGUUAGCGUCUUCAUGCCUCAGAGCCAUUCAGAGUCACAUUGUUCUCUCGAAGUUGCACAUCUGUAGGAAUGAGAGAGAGGAUUUAAAGUAAAACUAAAAAACGAAACAUCCACAUCAGCAAGUCGCUGAAGGGAGAGCUGCUCGCGAUGGAGCCAAGGGCGUCAGUGACAUCCUUCAAGGACAUCUCAGUACGUCGAUGGAGCCUGCGUUCCAGCUGCAGUCUACCUUAUGGCUCUUUCGCAAACAGCCUUGCGUCUCUCACACCCGAUGCUGAGGAGAAACCUGCCAUAUCGCCCAAGCGCGCCUAUGUCACCAUGGUUGUGCUUUGCUACAUCAACUUGCUCAACUACAUGGAGCGGUACACAAUAGCAGGUGUCCUUAAAGAUAUUCAAACAUUCUUUCAUAUAAACGACAGCACGGCUGGACUUCUGCAGACAGUUUUCAUCUGCAGUUUUCUCCUUUUGGCCCCUCUCUUCGGUUACCUUGGCGACCGCUACAAUCGCAAAUACAUCAUGAUUGGUGGCUUGAGUGUCUGGCUUUUGACUGCAACCGCCAGCUCUUUUGUCAAUAAAUCGCAAUUCUGGCUUCUCGCCCUGCUGCGAGGCUUGGUCGGGACCGGAGAAGCCAGCUAUUCCACCGUCGCUCCGACCAUCAUAAGCGAUCUCUUUACUGGGGGCAAAAGGAGCAUCAUGAUCUGCAUCUUCUACAUCUUUAUCCCUGUCGGAAGUGGUCUUGGGUAUAUAACAGGGCAAGGCUUUGCAUCUCUCACAGGGGACUGGCACUGGGCUCUGAGGAUCACACCCAUCAUGGGCGCGGUGGGACUCAUUUUGAUGAUCAUUUUAUGUCCCAACCCGCCGAGAGGUGCUGCAGAAACCCACGGAGAGGGGGUGACGGAGCAGAGCUCUUACUUGGAGGAUGUUAAAUAUCUUCUGAAAAAUAAAAGUUACGUGUGGUCAUCGUUGGGCGUGACGGCCCUGGCCUUCCUCACCGGGGCGCUGGCUUUCUGGCUGCCUAUCUUUUUGUCCCGAGCUCGGGACAAUCAGAAACUCAGCGACAAACUAAGUGACUCCUCGGACAGUUACAUCUUUGGUGCCGUAACAGUGGCCACAGGCAUUCUGGGCGGGGCUCUCGGCACUACUUUAUCCAGACUGUUUAGGGACAAGGUGCCAAAUGCUGAUCCACUCAUCUGCGCCGUGGGCAUGCUUGGAUCAGUGCCGUGCCUCUUUAUCACCAUCUUUUUGGCAUCAGCAAGCAUUCCUGGCACUUACGUGUUCAUUUUCUUGGGCGAGCUGCUGCUCUCAUUGAACUGGGCUGUCUUGGCUGACAUACUGCUGUAUGUUGUCAUACCAACAAGGAGGGCGACAGCGGAGGCUCUACAGAUUACAGUCGGACAUCUCCUGGGUGAUGCUGGGAGCCCUUACUUAAUAGGAGUGGUCUCUGAUGCUAUAUACUCAGGUAACACUGAGAAAUUUGACAGUUUGAAGUACAGCCUGCUGCUCUGCCCCGUGGUCGGGAUUGUCGGGGGAGUGUUUUUCUUCAUUACUGCCAUCUAUAUUGCUGAAGACAGGAAAGCAGUGCAGCAGCUGCUUGGAGAGGAACCCCAACCACCGCAGCAUCCUGCACCUGAGCCCUCGGUGGAGCUGAGCAACAGGGGAAAUGUGUAAUCGCUUGCAAAACGACUGCAAUGCAAUGAAUGUAAAGUUAAGUUAUAAACCACAGUUACGAAGACCAAAUGGCUUUCAGUCUGUACAGUGUUUAAUACCCUUUAAUUUUACCUUUUAAUACCAUUUCUUUAACUGUUUUUUGUUUUAAGAGAAUUCAUUUCAGUUUUCACCUCAGUGUAAUCUCACAACAGAAGUUUGUCUUUUAACAUGAUCACAUUGUUACCUCACAGGACUGUGCAGAAGACUUGAAACAUGGAUGCAGUUGUAUUUUUUCACUGUAAUUGUUGUUGGUUAUAUUUCUAUUAAAUCUUCAAGCAAAAACUG